Messenger RNA from Trichechus manatus latirostris (Florida manatee), 5028 nucleotides. RefSeq names its product G-patch domain containing 2 (gene GPATCH2). Gene Ontology annotation, molecular function: nucleic acid binding. The transcript has 10 exons. The coding region runs from base 112 to 1698 and encodes 528 amino acids. NCBI's taxonomy places the organism in Eukaryota, Metazoa, Chordata, Mammalia, Sirenia, Trichechidae. Gene Ontology annotation, cellular component: nucleus. The record is from RefSeq and is a predicted model, not a curated record.
CCGGAAGCGCUCCUGAAAAUGCUGAACUGCUCCCUGAGAGUCGCCGGUCGUUUAGUAACUGGGGUCUGUUCUCGGGCCUGAGCCUCUAGGCCAGGCUCCUGGGUGUCGUUAAUGUUCGGGGCCGCCGGGCGCCAGCCGAUCGGAGCUCCACCCGCCGGGAACAGCUGGCAUUUCAGUCGAACCAUGGAGGAACUGGUUCAUGACCUUGUCUCAGCGUUGGAGGAGAGCUCAGAGCAAGCUCGGGGUGGGUUUGCUGAAACCGGAGACCAUUCCCGAAGUCUGUCAUGCCCUCUGAAACGGCAGGCGAGGAAAAGGAGAGGGAGAAAACGGAGGUCCUAUAACGCUCAUCACCCGUGGGAGACUGGUCACUGCCUAAGUGAAGGCUCUGAUUCUAGUUUAGAAGAACCAAGCAAGGACUAUAGAGAGAAUCACAAUAACAACAAAAAAGAUCCCAGUGACUCAGACGACCAAAUGUUGGUGGCCAAGCGCCGGCCAUCAUCAAACUUAAAUAAUAACGUUCGUGGGAAAAGACCUCUAUGGCACGAGUCUGAUCUUGCUGUGGACAACCUCGGGAACAGAACUCUGCGCCGGAGGAGAAAGGUGAAACGCAUGGCUGUGGACCUGCCACAGGAAGUCUCUAACAAACGGACGGUGACCCAGCCGCUUGAGGGUUGUAGAGAUCAGGACAUGGACAACGAUAGGGCUUACCAGUACCAAGAGUUUACCAAGAACAAAGUCAAAAAAAGGAGACUAAAAAUCAUUCGACAAGGACCAAAAAUCCAAGAUGAAGGAGUAGUUUUGGACAGUGAGGAAAUAAGCCAGACCAAUAAGGACAAAAUGGAGUAUGAAGAGCAGAAAGUCUCCGAUGAGCUCAUGAGUGAAAGCGAUUCCAGCAGUCUCAGCAGCACUGAUGCUGGUUUGUUUACCAAUGAUGAGGGAAGACAAGGUGAUGAUGAGCAGAGUGACUGGUUCUACGAGAAGGAAUCAGGCGGGGCCUGUGGUGUCACCGGAGUCAUACCCUGGUGGGAGAAGGAAGAUCCGACCGAGCUAGACAAACAUGUACCAGAUCCUGUCUUUGAAAGUAUCUUAACUGGUUCUUUCCCCCUUAUGUCGCAUCCAGGCAGAAGAGGUUUCCAGGCUAGACUCAGUCGCCUUCAUGGAAUACCUUCCAAGAAUAUGAAAAAGUCUGGAGGGACCCCAACUUCAAUGGUGACCACUCCUGGGCCAGUCAGUAACAAGAGGAUGGUUCACUUUUCCCCAGAUUCUCAUCACCAUGACCAUUGGUUUAGCCCUGGGGCUAGGACAGAGCAUGGCCAGCAUCAGCUUCUGAGAGAUAACCGAGCUGAAAGAGGACACAGGAAAAACUGUUCUGUGAAAACAGCCAACAGGCAAACAAGCAUGCAUUUAGGAUCCUUGUGCACAGGAGAUAUCAAACGGAGAAGAAAAGCUGCCCCUUUGCCUGGACCUACGACAGCAGGAUUUGUAGGUGAAAACGCUCAGCCCAUCCUAGAAAACAACAUUGGAAACCGAAUGCUUCAGAGUAUGGGCUGGACACCUGGGUCAGGCCUGGGACGAGAUGGCAAGGGGAUCUCUGAGCCAAUUCAAGCUUUGCAGCGGCCAAAAGGAUUAGGACUUGGUUUUCCUCUACCGAGAAGCACUGCCACAGCUUCUACCCCCAAUUCAGGAAAACCUACCUAAGAGGAAGAGAAAGAAGAAACGUUUUAUGGUUUUUAUUCACUAUAUCCCGUUGUUCUUAAAUUACAACAUAGCUUCUGGUUUUGGAGCAGAAAUCUACAUGCCUCAAACUCAUCAUUCUAGCUUCCUGCGUGCACAGAGUCCUGCCACAGUGAGAAAUGGGAUUUCAUCACAGCUCAUGGUGCUAAAGUGAACACCUGUACCCUUUAAAGUUUUUCGGCUGUUUACAGCUCUGUCUAGGUAGGAAGAACAGCCCUCCUCUCUUAUUUAUUUAGAUCUCAGAUGUCAGUAACUUUCAUGCUUUCGCUUCAUUCGUGUGUGUGUGUGAUGCCCAGGGAAAUGUGAGCGUACCACAGGUUUCUGAAAUGGCGGAGGUCAGAAGGGAACGUGUUCCGUGUCAUCCCUGUCUGUUGUAACCCAAAAAACCUGUUAUCGCCUCAGUGAAGUUCCAUGCAAAUCUGUGUUCAGCAGGCUUGCCAAUUUCACAUUCCUUCGCGACCUUUGGGUUUGUCGUGAAGAUUCUGCAAUGGGGUGACACCCGUUGAUAUCUGUCUUCGGACAGUGUAGUCUGAAGUCCACAGAUGAUAAAUAGCAAGUCAUAUUUCCGUUGGACAUUUUUCUUUUGACAAAAUAAACCUCAUCAUUAUUAUCACCAGAGUGCCCUCGACCUCACUAUAAUGCAGAUUUUAUAAAUUUUACCUCAUUUAGAACAUAAAAUAAUUAUUGAAAGAAAAAAAUGUAUUUUUUAGAUUCCCCCGACUGAACCGUAAGUUCUCUUAACUCAGACGGACUUCUACCUCUCUUCUUCCCGAAGGUUGAUUUUUUUUUUAAGAACAACGUAAACUGAUUUUAAAUUUUAAUCAUUGGACUAAAUUAUUAGAGUAUCGAAUCUUUUUUUUUUUGAAGAUUUAAGUGGCUCUCCCAGGAAUUCAGAAAUUUCUGGCAGUAGCCCAACCCAUUUACAGAGUGAACAAGAGAAAUGAAUGGUUGUGACGGCCCCAGCUAAGAUCUAAGCCGUUCCUUUAAAACCAAGCGAAACAAGUCGCUUUUAUCGUGUGCUGAGUACUGAGUUAUUUCAGAACCCUAGUGUCAGAGAUUCUAAGUUUCUCCGAGUUUACGAGAUGUCGGUUAUGAUCAUCAUUACUGAGGAGUGACAAUAAUAAUUAUGGUAGGCAUUUAGUGAUUGAGUAAAGAGCAGUAUAACACGAGUGAAUCACCUUUCUAAUGUUGUUAGGUACUGUCUAGUCGGUUACGACUCAUAGUGACCCUAUGUACGUACAACGACCUUUCUCUAAUAGGUUUUUAAAGUUUGUAAAUCCCCUAAAGAGUUUUAGAAGGGAGGAGGGGUUGUGCAUAUAGCAGACCUCCUCCAGGUGGUCCUCUAAGGAGAAUAUUGCCAAGGAGAGCGAGUCCAGCCUUGAUGGUUUGACAAGUGUACAUAUUUCCUUUAAGAAUCCUCUUCUUUCCUAGGGGUGAUGUGCUGAAAGAACAGGUUGGUUAGGGAACUAUAGACUACCAGGUGAGUCGCUGUUUUGAAACAUUUUUAUUAGAGUAAUUGUGUGGUAAGAUUACUUUCUACAAGUUUGUUACUUAGAAAUUUGCCAUUUUUUUUUUUAAUGUGUUUUUAAAAUGCUUGUUCUCCCUAUGUAGGGGUGGAAAAGGUGGCGGAGAUUGUCGAGACACAAGCUUUCAAACUUCUGUUUGGUAGAGCCUAGUGUUCUAGGAUCUAUUCAAAAGAUUUUGUUUUAAUUCCAUUGUCUAAACAACUUCUAAAAUCCUAGAAUUUUGGAAGUCUAAUUCUGAGCCACUGAUAACAAACUAUGAGGUUAUUGUGAGGACUUUGGUCCCUAACUGCUGAGAAUCUCGCUGUUCUUUUUUACUCCAUCCUGUUGUGACGGAUGUAAAAACCCUGUAGUCAAGAAGAGCAGUACCUAUAAAACUGGACCCAACCGCUGUGGAGGGAUUCCUUAGUUAAGUAUCACAGUCUUUAGGAGCACUUUUUAUCUUUGCCCUUCUGGACAGGUACAGAUUUUCUGAAGCAACCCCUUGAAGAUGUUCACUUAAUUUUCCUACGGCCCCCCAAAAAAUCCAUCUUCGUAUUUUUAGCUAAGAGAAGAAGAUUCCCAGUCUUGACACCUAGAGGCCUCCGUGUUGCUCACAGAGGACUUAAGUGUUUCUUGUUCGCUGAAGUUUUUCACUGACUGUACGGAACAUGUGGAUCAUCAUGCAAAGUGGAGACGCGGCAGCGUCCACGCUUCACCCCCACCCUCACACAGACAUGCAUCAGAAGCACAUACAGCCCUUCAACGUUCAGUCCUUAAGAGUCAGCGCAUGCCUGAUGUUCUCGCUGUAUCUGAACUUAAUUGGAGAAAUGAACACUCAAAAUCAAAAUAUGGAAUUUUUCAUGUAAAUCAAGUGUUGUCUUUUAAGAUAUGAAUCCCACUAAUUUAUUUAUGUGAGUAUAGUUAAUAUUUGCCAAUUACUAUUCCCAAAGAACCCAAAGCAUCCACAGGAAUUCCUGAUUUAGUAUGAAUCAUUCCUAUCCCCUGAGAAAAGUGGCAAGAUAUUCUCCUCAGACCCUCAUAAAGCCACUUUUCUGUUCUUCCAUGCCCAAAGCCUCUUAUCACACUAGUUGACUGUGCCAAAAAGUUCCCCAAGGAAAUCUGAGAGCGUGCAGAAGUCUCUUCCCUUACUUUCUAAAUUACCCACCCCCAACCCCACCCCAGCAAGAGCGGAGAGGUUGAGCAUGACUGCCUUGGCAAUUGGACUUUUUUUCCUUGAUACACUUGUUAUACUUGAUAUUACUCAGACUGGGUGCUGGGGUCAUUUCCUUUCUUCACCCCCAAAUACAGUUUAUAAGAUUACAUUCCCCUCAAAUGUCUUUGCUUUUACUCUUAAAUUACAAGGCACCCCUUAGAAGAAAAUCCAUUGCUAACUAAAAUCUACCAGUUAAUUGAUCUCAGCAUUUGAAUUCAUUUGAUUGUUUGACUCAUACUGUGGUUAUCAAACAAGAAGUUAAGAACAGUAGGGUUCAAGAUACGCAUAAUGUAUACAUACAGGUGUGUUUACAAGGCACAUAUGUUUGCAAUACACAGUGUGCAAUGUGGUUGCAAAAUAUUGCAUUUUAUUAAUAUGUUUAUUUUAACAUCGUGAAUUGGUAUUGUAAUUGAACUGACAAUUGCUUUUCUUCAGUACGUUUUCAUUUUGAGCAAUAUUUCAUAUAAGAGAAAAAUCACUGUUGACAAGCUUUCUAAAAUGAUUUUCUUCUGUAUUUGGUCUUUUUGAGGAAGUGAUGUAAAUUGGCAUUAUAUAACGAAAUUGUUUAGCAAAGAA